GAAAGCAUAUUAGCAUCAAGUUUCCUUGAAAUGAGCAAGAAUCAAAUUUUGCGGAUGAAACUUUUUGUAUAUAUAGUCAUCAGGAUAUUUCUUGCUCUCCUUGCGUUUCGUGUACAAAAACCGCGAGAGCUAUAUCGAAUGCCUAGUGUCUAAUCCCAUCACACAAAACUUACCAAUAGUCCAAAGUCGAGCUCACCCCACUCUUCAAAAUGGGUAUUCCCUACAGUAAACAGAUUCAUUCCGCUUUCGACCAGUCGCAAAUAAUGAUGCGACGACUCCAAACUGAAGUCACACCUCUUGUCGCAGCCGGAUAUCCGUUGGUAGCGUCCGGCUUCGAAGUCCUCAAGACAACCAAAAAUAUUGCCAUAUUAUUGGCGGUAGUACAAGUUUAUACUGCUCUUAUGCUGACAGUUAUUUUCGGGGUCGGCUGUAUGCUUUUGGUAACGACGAAUCCGGAUUUAGAAGAUGAGAGAAGAAGGAUGAUUAGUCCUACUGUGAGAGCAGGAGUGGAAUGGAUCGAAAAGUGGGGAGGGUGGGUGGAGUGGAGCGUCAAGUUUGGGAUUGUGUGUGGAGUGGCGGGGAUGGGAGUGGGUGUUUGGAAAGGGGAGAGGGCAGGAGAAAUGGAAAGUAAGAUGGUUGUUGAGGGUGAAAACGAGACUGGGAGUGAAGACAAGGAGGAGGAUGGAAGUGAUGAAAAAAAUGAAGUGGAUGAUAUGGAUGAUGUUGGGAAGUAGGAGGCCCUUCCGCACCAGUUUUCAUGAGUUUAUGAGAACUAUCGCAGUUUCGUCAUUUGAUUUUUGUCUUUCAGGGAGCGCGAUACCACUGAGGCAUUUGGGAGUUGGUGGAACACUUGGGAUCUGGGUUGAGAAUACUAAUAAAAUCUAUCUAUCAUUAAUAUCUCGGAACUAAUGCAAAUAAAUAUGAUUGCGUCUAGAUUAUUGAGCUCA
This is a messenger RNA of Botrytis cinerea B05.10, 947 nucleotides long. RefSeq lists its product as hypothetical. NCBI's taxonomy places the organism in Eukaryota, Fungi, Ascomycota, Leotiomycetes, Helotiales, Sclerotiniaceae. The coding region runs from base 210 to 734 and encodes 174 amino acids. The record is from RefSeq and is a predicted model, not a curated record. The transcript has a single exon.